UAGAACUGCUCGGUCUUCACAAAAAAUAAAAAAGACCGCGGGUCUCCCUCGCAGCUUUCGUGCGCAGUCUUCCAUGGCGGAGUAUAGCCGAGUACACGAGGGUCUCGUGGUGAAGGGUUUUCUCUUCAGUGGGUUCUUAGCUGGAUCCACCUCACCAAGUUCUAGAGCCAGGGUUUGGUUUACAGCCGUUCUUUCGUCAUUACCCACGCAAGAUUGCUCGUUAGGUGUUAAUGGGAGCUGAUUCCUCCGUCCGCGUUGGGCCCGACUGGCCAUUGGGUGGAAAAAAGAGUAGAGAAUUGGUCUCGGAUUCGAAUUUGUGAGCAUCGGAAUGAAUUCGAUUCUUCUCUCUUUAAAUUCAACUCUUCUGCUAUUUGGAAGCUUAUCCUACGACAUUGGAAGAGAUCAGGUCUUCGUCUUUUUUCGUGUACUAUUUUUUGAUUGGUUUUAUCGGAACGAAUCUCCUGAUGGAAUGUUUACUCGAAUGAAUAACUGUAUUAAUGUUCUCGAAUUUAGGGUUUGGUUCUAAGAUUUGUUGUGGGAGAUUGGGGAAGAGGUUUACUGUUUGCCACUGUUGGAAACUAGCUGUGGAUUGAUGCGGCUAGCAACCCCAACAAGACCAUUGGGACAAAAGGAGGAGCUGCCAUUUCUCUGUGGCUGUGAAGGGCUUGAAAGAGGAGCAUGAUAGAUUAUGGUCUAAAGUAGAUGUUUGAUUCUGGUGCCCAGCUUAGUCACUCGUGCUUGCAUGCAUAUAUAAGGGACUGGGCAAGAGCAGCAGAAGUUAAGCAUCAAAAGCUUCUGGUCUGCUUCCUAAACAAAGAUGAACGCACUAGCUGCAACAAGUAGAAAUUUCAAGCAAGCGGCUAAACUUCUGGGUUUGGACUCUAAGCUGGAAAAAAGUUUGCUGAUUCCUUUCCGAGAGAUCAAGGUGGAGUGUACAAUCCCCAAAGAUGAUGGUACGUUGGCUUCUUUUGUGGGAUUCAGGGUGCAGCAUGACAAUGCCAGAGGUCCUAUGAAGGGUGGAAUCAGAUAUCAUCCGGAGGUUGAUCCAGAUGAGGUAAAUGCCCUAGCUCAACUGAUGACUUGGAAGACUGCUGUAGCAAAUAUCCCUUAUGGAGGAGCAAAAGGUGGAAUAGGAUGUGCACCCGGAGAAUUAAGUAUUUCAGAGCUCGAACGAUUAACCCGAGUUUUUACACAAAAGAUACAUGACUUAAUUGGCAUUCAUACUGAUGUACCAGCACCAGAUAUGGGAACAAACCCUCAGACAAUGGCAUGGAUAUUGGACGAGUACUCCAAAUUUCAUGGCUACUCUCCUGCAGUUGUAACUGGGAAACCUGUCGAUCUUGGCGGAUCUCUAGGUAGAGAUGCGGCUACUGGAAGGGGAGUCCUAUUUGCUACACAAGCUUUACUUGAAGAAUAUGGAAAGAAUAUCUCAGAUCAGCAUUUUGUUAUACAGGGUUUUGGAAAUGUGGGUUCCUGGGCAGCCAAGCUUAUCUGUGAACUCGGUGGGAAGGUUAUUGCAGUUAGUGAUGUCAGUGGAGCAGUUAAAAAUACAAAGGGCCUUGAUAUUGAAAAAUUAAUCAAACAUGCCUCAGAGAAUCGUGGGGUUAAAGGUUUCAAUGGCGGAGACGCUUUUGAUCCCAACUCACUAUUAACUGAAGACUGUGAUGUCCUUAUCCCUGCUGCACUGGGCGGCGUGAUAAACAGGGAAAAUGCAAACUACAUAAGAGCUAAAUUCAUUAUUGAGGCUGCCAAUCAUCCCACAGAUCCAGAGGCUGAUGAGAUUCUGUCAAAGAAAGGUGUAAUUAUUCUACCUGAUAUCCUUGCAAAUUCAGGAGGAGUUACUGUGAGUUAUUUUGAAUGGGUUCAGAACAUUCAAGGAUUUAUGUGGGAUGAAGAGAAGGUGAACUCUGAGCUGAAGGCAUACAUGAAGAAAGGUUUCAAGGAUGUGAAGGAGAUGUGUGGGACCCACAACUGUGACCUUCGCAUGGGAGCUUUCACUCUUGGUGUCAACCGAGUCGCCCGAGCGACGGUCCUCAGAGGUUGGGAGGCCUGAUUUUAGGGAAAAUAUUAUGUCGCCUGGACGUGUGGACGGCGGCGUGGAUCGUACCACGCCAUGUAUCUGGCGGCAUAGUGUGAUCCAUCCUAUUGGUUGCAUGUUCGAUUUACCAGACGUAAUGUUUUAUCUUAAUUUUAAAGUUCUUUAAACUUCCCCUUUUAUAAGGAUAUAUAUAUUUUACCCUCAAUGAAAGACAUUUUGUGAA
Molecule: messenger RNA, 2261 nt
Organism: Phalaenopsis equestris
Lineage: Eukaryota; Viridiplantae; Streptophyta; Magnoliopsida; Asparagales; Orchidaceae
Product: glutamate dehydrogenase 1, mitochondrial
Exons: 12
Coding region: 818-2053 (411 amino acids)
Biological process (GO): L-glutamate catabolic process
Cellular component (GO): mitochondrion
Molecular function (GO): L-glutamate dehydrogenase (NAD+) activity
Source: RefSeq, a predicted model, not a curated record